Carlito syrichta (Philippine tarsier) is the source of this 1312-nucleotide messenger RNA. RefSeq names its product TNF superfamily member 13b (gene TNFSF13B). Gene Ontology annotation, molecular function: receptor ligand activity; tumor necrosis factor receptor binding. Gene Ontology annotation, cellular component: membrane. The record is from RefSeq and is a predicted model, not a curated record. Lineage: Eukaryota; Metazoa; Chordata; Mammalia; Primates; Tarsiidae. Gene Ontology annotation, biological process: immune response. The transcript is spliced from 6 exons. Bases 315 to 1235 code for a protein of 306 amino acids.
AAGUUAUCCCUUGAGUAUGCCAAUCUAAACUCCAAGAUUCCUCUGUCAUUCGGGGGCCUUAAAUCUCCUUGAGCUUGAGUGUUUUAAGAUGCUAUCAGAAUUCUUACAAAAACUGAAAGUGAAAUGAGGAAGGCAGAUUGAGCAAUCCAAUGGAAGGGCAAAUGCCACUAAGCUACUGCACAGUAGGGUUGGAGAUGCAGAAAGGCAGAAAGAAGAAAAUUCAGGGGAACUCUCCUGAGGGGUGAGCCAAGCUCUGCAAAGAAGUGAAUGCAGGACAUCAGCAAACACAGAUAACAGGAAAUGACCCAUUCCCCAUGGUCACUUAUUCUAAAGGCCCCAACCUGCAAAGUUCAAGUGGUGAAGUGGGUGACUUCACAGAAAGGGAGCAGUCACGCCUUUCUUCUUGCAUUAAGAAAAGAGAAGAAAUGAAACUGAAGGAGUGUGUUUCCAUCCUCCCGCAGGAGGAAAACCCCUCUGUCCGAUCCUCCAAAGAUGGGAAGCUGCUGGCCGCAAGCUUACUGUUGGCGCUGCUGUCCUGCAGCCUCACAGUGGUGUCUUUCUACCAGGUCGCCGUCCUGCAAGCAGACCUGGUGAGCCUCCGGGCAGAAAUGCGGGGCCACCAAGCUGAGCAGCUGCCCACCCCUCCUGAAACAGGGACAGGAGUCCCCAGGGCCGCCUUGGGGGAAGCUCCAGCUGUCACCACAGGACUGAAAGAGAUCUUUGCAGCACCAGCUCCAGGAGAAAGCAACUCCAGUUGGAGCAGCAGAAAUAAGCGAGCCGUUGAGAGUACAGAGGAGACAGUUACUCAAGACUGCUUGCAACUGAUUGCAGAUAAUGACACCCCAACUAUACAAAAAGGAUCUUACACAUUUGUUCCGUGGCUUCUCAGCUUCAAAAGAGGAAGAGCCCUGGAAGAAAAAGAAAAUAAAAUAUUGGUCAAAGAAACUGGUUACUUUUUUAUAUAUGGUCAGGUUUUAUAUACCGAUAGCACGUAUGCCAUGGGACAUCUAAUACAGAGGAAAAAAGUUCAUGUCUUUGGGGACGAAUUGAGUCUGGUGACUUUGUUCCGAUGUAUUCAAAAUAUGCCUAAAACACUACCCAAUAACUCCUGCUAUUCAGCUGGCAUUGCAAAACUGGAAGAGGGAGAUGAACUUCAACUUGCAAUACCAAGAGAAAAUGCACAAAUAUCACAGGAUGGAGACGUCACCUUUUUUGGUGCAUUGAAACUGCUGUGACCUACUUAUACCAUGUCUGGAGCUAUUUUCCUCUUUCUCACUGUGCCUCUAAGGGAAAUAAUUUAACUGAAGAUACC